AUGGAUUCUCAAUCAGAAGAUGGCAAUAGGCUUAAGCUAGAAGUAUCGCAGAAGUACAACGAUGGAGAAAACGAACAACAACCCACAACAGUAAUUACGGAUGACCAUGGAGAUCUCGCCUUUCCCGCCGCCGUUCCACGCCCGAUCCUGUCACCCGAGAGCCCAUUAUCGUCGAGAAGUCACAAAGAGGCUGUCACUCCCAACGCUGCCCCAAGCGAAGACCGUCAACCAACACGAGUUCAUUCACAACCUGUGCCCGUAUCAGAAACCCCUGGACAUGUAUUGUCAAAAAAGUCAUCAGCUCCCAAGGACCGACCCAAGCCGACCAAGACAUGGCAAACCGAACAGCCCAGGCGCGAUCAUCACCGCCAUCACUCAUACUUUCGACCCGGCCCAGCCAGGGCUGGCACAUCAUAUCUGAACAAAGCGAUUUGGGAAGGCCCCGAAAGUACAGCACUCGACUCUAGAAGAAGUUCGUCGUCAUCGUCCGACGAAGAGCAACGACCGAUCAACCGGCGGGAACCACCAAGUGAUGGAGACCGGAAGAAAGACAAGGCAUCACAUAAAGACCUUAGUGAUGAUAAAUAUGGUCACUUCAGCGUCGGUAACCAGAAUUACCAAACAUCUGGAAAGGUCAAGAAGGAUGGACGCUUGCGAAUCACUGUCAAUGAGACCGCAGGUACCGGAUAUCUUAGUAAGGCUCUCGGUGCAGCUGUUAGCAAGGUGGCACCCCCAAGGGUGGAACAAGCCGAAAAGCCAUCCAACUUGACAAUUCCCGAGAGCCCACGUCGAUCAUCCUCUGCGACAGCUGUGGCGGACCCAAGACCCCAGACACGCCUGAACAUUGUUAUCAUGGUUAUUGGUUCACGAGGAGAUGCCCAACCAUUUCUAAAAAUCGGCAAGGUCCUCAAGGAGGACUACGGACAUCGAGUACGCAUCGCUACACACCCAGCGUUUCGUGAAUUUGUGGAAAAGGAUUCGGGCCUCGAGUUCUUUUCAGUUGGGGGCGACCCAUCUGAACUUAUGGCCUUCAUGGUUAAGAAUCCUGGUUUGAUCCCGACUCUUGAGACAUUCAAGGCUGGAGAUAUUGGCCGACGACGAGCUGCCAUGGCUACUAUGUUUGAUGGUUUCUGGCGUGCGUGCAUUAAUGCCACAGACGACGAGUCGGACCGUCAGAACUUAAAGAUGAUGGGCGAGAAGAAUCCCUUUGUGGCGGACGUCAUCAUCGCCAACCCGCCAAGUUUUGCACAUGUUCACUGUGCUGAAGCGCUCGGAAUCCCUGUUCACUUGAUGUUUACCUUUCCUUAUACACCAACGCAAGCGUUUCCACACCCCUUGGCGAGCAUCAAGAACUCCAACGUGGAUCCAGGAUACACCAACUUCAUCUCAUACCCCUUGGUUGAAAUGAUGGUAUGGCAAGGGUUGGGAGAUCUGGUUAACGAAUUCCGUGUCAAGACCUUGGCCCUAGACCCGGUAUCAACUCUCUGGGCACCUGGUGCGACGUAUCGUCUGCAUGUACCUUUCACGUAUUUGUGGUCACCGGGUCUUGUACCCAAGCCACAGGACUGGGGCAGUGAAAUUGACGUAGCUGGCUUCGUGUUCCUCGACUUGGCCUCGACCUUUGAGCCACCAAAGGAAUUGGAAGACUUCAUUGCGGCUGGAGACACCCCUAUAUAUAUUGGAUUUGGCUCCAUUGUUGUCGAUGAUGCUGACAAGUUCACCGAAAUGAUCUUCAAGGCCGUUGAAAUGGCAGGUGUUCGUGCCUUGGUGUCGAAGGGCUGGGGUGGACUUGGAGGAGAUGACGUCCCAGAAAACGUCUUCAUGCUCGACAACACCCCUCACGACUGGCUUUUCCCACGAGUAAAAGCUUGUGUAAUUCAUGGAGGUGCGGGUACAACAGCCAUCGCGCUCAAGUGCGGAAAGCCAACAAUGAUCGUUCCCUUCUUCGGUGACCAGAAUUUCUGGGGCAAGAUGGUGAGCAGCGCAGACGUCGGCCCUGAACCGAUUCCCUACAAACAUCUAGACGCAGAGAAACUCGCAGAAGGCAUCGAGUAUUGUCUCUCGGACAAGGCAAGAGAAGCUGCGGAAAAAAUCGCUAAGCGAAUAGCAGAAGAGGGUGAUGGUGCUGAAAAUGCUGUCAAGGAGUUCCACCGACAGCUAAACCUCGAAUCUCCUAGCAUUCUGCGAUGCUCCAUCCUCAGAGACCGCACUGCUGUCUGGGAAGUCAAAGGAACCAAUAUCAAAUUGGGUGCCUUGGCUGCUGACAUGCUUGUUGAUAACGGACUUCUGACCUGGAAGCGCUUGAGACUCCUCAGGCAUAAAGAAUGGAAUGAUUUCGAAGGUCCUGGAGAGCCUGUCACUGGGAUUGCUGGUUCCAUUGCUAGCACAGUCGGUGAAGCAUUCCACGGCGUUGCUAGCGUUCCUUACCAUUGGGCAAAAAGGACAAAGUCGACCAGAAGAAGGAAGAGCGUAAAAAGAUCAAAGAAACCCAAGAAGACCAACCAAGAAGCAUCGCAAAACGAUGCAGCAGAUCCCGAAAACACAGCGGACGGUGCUUCAAUACACACCGAGGCGACAGCCGAGGAAGCAAGCGGACAGUACGUCGGCGAUAUGGCGAGUGGCGUUGAAAGGACAGCUACAGCUAUCGCCAAGGCGCCAGUGGACCUCUCCAUGGCUCUGGCACAGGGAUUUCACAAUGCUCCUCGACUAUAUGGCGACAAUACGGUACGACGACCCAUUCGAGUAACUGGCUUUCAUUCUGGACUCCGAGCAGCUGGGCACGAGUUUGCCUAUGGUGUCUACGAUGGUUUCACAGGAGUUGUUCGUCUUCCAAUCCGCGGAGCAAAAGAGAAUGGGCCAAUUGGAUUUGUCAAGGGCACAGGUAUGGGCUUGACAGGACUAGUACUCAAGAAUCUGUCUGCUAUUGUUGGUCCGGUCGGUUACACGCUGAAGGGUGUUGUGAAACAGGCCGAACGAUCCAAGACGCCCCAGAAGACCAUCCGUCGGGCUCGCAUGGCUCAAGGACAGAGAGAGUAUAAUGCACUCCCAGAAGAUCACCAGAAACAACUGGAAAAGGAGAUAAUGGACGGAUGGCAUGUCAUGAAGGAGCUAAGAGAGAAACUCCAGGAGUUGGAGAAGCAGCGUGGUAUCGCCGGGCAGAUUGACCGGGUCCUUAUUGAUACCGAGGUCGUGUUCGAAGACGUGGACACUGCCAAAAGGUCGUUGGAAGCGCUCAAGCAAGGAAAGGAUCUUGAGGAUGUGGUAGAUCCUGAUCGAGAUCGUGGUCGUGGUGAAGGAAAGUCUGGCCGGGAUCGAAGCAUGUCGAUUCGAAGAUCGUUGAAUUUUACAAAGAGACAUGGGGAGAAGAAACGCCUCGCAUCGCUGGCUGAUGCUGAUGGUAACAUGGCCGAAGGAGCAGUUCAUUCUGGAACGGAUAGACUGACCGUGCCAGCGAGGUAG
This is a messenger RNA of Fusarium pseudograminearum CS3096, 3459 nucleotides long. RefSeq lists its product as uncharacterized. The transcript has a single exon. Bases 1 to 3459 code for a protein of 1152 amino acids. Lineage: Eukaryota; Fungi; Ascomycota; Sordariomycetes; Hypocreales; Nectriaceae. Gene Ontology annotation, molecular function: hexosyltransferase activity; UDP-glycosyltransferase activity. The record is from RefSeq and is a predicted model, not a curated record. Gene Ontology annotation, biological process: carbohydrate metabolic process.